AUGGCUGCAACUAUGGUUGACGACAUACCGCGCUUCGGCCGUUCGGCGGUCGACUCCCUUGGCCCGGAGGACUUCGAGACUGCCUCGCUACGCUCCGUUCGCUCUAUUCGCUCAGCAGCGCCCUCAUAUACUUCCGACGCCCCCUCCUACCACUCCACCAACCCGCACCCAGACCCCCUCCCAGCUUACUCUCCGCCGGCCCGCUCCACGUCCACGCCGACGCUGGGCAAUGCAUCUUCUUCCGCAUCCACUUCCACAACCACACAACAACAGCAACAACAACGCCCACCGCCCCAACCACGCAACGGAAGCGUCUCCUCCCUCCUCGAUCCCUUCGACCCCCCUUACGAACCAGGCACCACCCCACGCCGCUAUGGCCUUCCACCCAUUCCCUCCGCACCCCCGCGGCACCAAACCGGCCUGCCUUCCGUCUCCCAGUUCCGCAGCCCAUCCUGGUCUGCCUCGGCCACCAUCGCAGCCGGCGGAGGAAGUGGUAGCAGCGGACUUAGCGGCAGCUUAGUCGGGAGCGCCGUUAGCAGUGGCGGAGGUGGUAGUGUUGGCGGUGGUGGGAUGGGUGCAAACCCGACAGCGAGGUUGUAUCAGAACGUGGCGCUGCGCCGAGCGCGAGCUGCCAGCGGAGCUGCGGGUGGUGGGGGAUACGGGAGUAGCCCUUAUGGGGGCGGGAGCUUGGCGUCGUCAUCGUUGUCGUCGUCGACGGCGAACUUGGACGGGCUGAUGAGGCGGGUGAUGCUGGAGCGGAUCGAAGAGGAGGAGAGGAACCGAGUGCGGCCGCUGGAGGAUCCGUACUUGGUGGGCGAGGAGGCGGCUGCGCGGGCUCGGGCGGAGAGGAUUGCGAGGGAGAAUAGGGGGGAUGAGGUUUUGAUUCGGGAGGACCGACGUUGGGAUUGGUUCCUAGCCCAGACGAGAGACCGUGAAGAGCGCGAGCGAAGCUGGAAACGCUUUCGCCGUGAUAUGGACCGGCGGUCUGGCAGCAGGCUUCCCUUCCGUAUCGGCGCGCGCUUCUGA
Messenger RNA from Dichotomopilus funicola, 1026 nucleotides. RefSeq lists its product as uncharacterized. The record is from RefSeq and is a predicted model, not a curated record. Bases 1 to 1026 code for a protein of 341 amino acids. NCBI's taxonomy places the organism in Eukaryota, Fungi, Ascomycota, Sordariomycetes, Sordariales, Chaetomiaceae. The transcript is spliced from 3 exons.